ACUCCCUUUUCUCGGAGGAGCCAGUCUGCCUACAGCCCAGACCCGCCAGGAUGCUGCGGGUGGUCCUGUUUGCCCUAGCGGUGCUCAGAGCCAGACCAGGCCUGCUGAGCGAGGCUGCGGCUUUGACUGAAAUCCACCGUGCGGGCUACUGCUCCUUCUACGACGACUGUGGCCGGAAUCCUGAAGUUGGUCCCGGACUCAUCCCACCCAAAGUGCCUUGCCUUUCUAACACCCCAGCCCGACUGGUCCACGGCUCCCACCUCCGCCUCCUCAAGAGCAUCUGCCCAAUGCUGUUCAAGGGUGCCAACAGCACCCAUGCCUGCUGCUCACAGAGGCAGUUACAGGUCUUGGACACCAGCCUCUCACUGACCCGGGUCAUGCUGUCUCGCUGCCCGGCCUGCAUGGAGAACUUUGCCAACUUCCACUGCCAGAACAUCUGCAGCCCAGACCAGAGCCUGUUUACCAACGUAACCCGGUACUUCAACCGCACUGUCCUGGGAGGCCUGCAGGUGGGUGUGCUGGAGUUUCAGUGUUACUACAACCAGCGCUUUUCUGAGGAAAUCUAUCAGUCGUGCAAGGGGGUCAGGCUGCCCGCCACCGGAGACUAUGUCCUGAGUGCCAUGUGUGGCAAGUAUGGGGCGGCUGCAUGCAACACCCAGCGAUGGCUAGAUUUCCAAGGUGACCCAAGAAAUGGGUUGGCCCCCUUGGCUAUUUCCUUCCAACUAAAACCGGGGGACUGGGCUGCUGAGGGGGGAGACAUUUUGCCACUCAAUGGAACAACCUGGAAGUGUAGUGAGGCUGUAAACAAUGGAUCAAAGUGCUCCUGCCCAGACUGCGAACAGUCCUGUGCUGUCAUCCAGCCUCCUCACUCUGAAUCUCAGCCCUUCCAAGUGGGGAACAUGGAUGGAGUCCUGUUUGUCUGCAUCCUUUUCUUUUGUAUCCUCACACUAUCAUUUAUAUCCUUCCUAUUGUGGCAAAGAUACUCCUCAUCUGAGAAGCAAAAGGAUCACAGCACGAAGGAGACAGCAAUUAAGUUGACUGGCUCUGAGAAGGUGAGUCAGGCCAUGUAUGGUUUCUUAGUUAGGGCCUUCAGCAGCUGGGGCACACUGGUGGCCUCUAAUCCCAUCACAGUCAUUAUCACUUCACUAGCAAUUGUGGUAGGACUCUCCAGUGGAAUCAUCUGGAUACAACUAACCACAGACCCUUUGGAGCUCUGGGCCUUUCCUGACAGUCAGGCCCGCCAGGAGAAAGUCCUCUAUGAGAAGAACUUUGGGCCCUUCUUCAGGACCAACCAAGUCAUCCUGACAGCCAAGAACCAUUCAAGCCACAUUUACGAUUCUAUUUUUUGGGGCAAGAAGAACUUUAGUGGGGUCCUCUCUAAAGAGGUGCUGUUGGACCUGAUGGGCCUGCAGAUAAAACUGCAAGACUUGUUGAUCUGGUCUGAAAAGCAUGGUAGAAACAUCACCUUGAAAGACAUUUGCUACGCACCUCUGAAUCCCCAGAAUGCCAGCCUCUCUGACUGUUGUGUUAACAGUCUGUUGCAGUUCUUCCAGAACAAUCGUACCCUCCUUGAGUUGACAGCCAACCAGACUGUGGAUGGGGAGAAUGGCACAGUAGACUGGAGAGACCACUUCCUUUACUGCAUCAACUCCCCAGCCUCCUUCCAAGACCUCACGGCACUGAAGCUGAGCUGCAUGGCGGACUAUGGAGCCCCCGUGUUCCCCUUCCUGGCUGUGGGUGGUUAUUCAGGGCUGGAGUACUCCGAAGCACAAGCUCUCAUCCUCACCUUCUCCUUGAACAACUUUCUCUCCAGUGACCCACGUUUCGACUUUGUGAUGUUGUGGGAGAAGCAUUUCCUGAAGGUUGUGCAGGAAUUCCAGAAGGAACAUGCUGAGAAAUACGCCAUUGCCUACAUGGCUGAGCGCUCCUUGGAGGAUGAAGUUAGCAGGACCACGUGGGAAGACCUCCCCGUCUUCGCUGCCAGCUACUUGGUGAUCUUCUUGUACAUCACCGUCGCCCUAGGAGAGUACUCCAGCUGCAGGCAUCUCCUGGUGGACACCAAGGUGACCCUCGCUCUGGGUGGGACUGUCGUGGUCCUGGGGGCCGUGCUGUCCUCUUUGGGCUUCUACAGCUUUGUGGGAUUGCCCUCGUCCCUCAUCAUCAUUGAAGUGGUGCCUUUUCUGGUGUUGGCGGUUGGUGCCGAUAACAUCUUCAUCUUUGUGUUGGAAUACCAGCAAUCCCAGCCAGGGCCUGGGGAAGCCCUGGAGCAGCACCUUGGGCGCAUUUUGGGCAAUGUUGCCCCCAGCAUGCUCCUGUGCAGUCUCUCCGAAGUUGUCUGUUUCUUCCUGGGGGCCUUGACGCCCAUGCCGGCGGUCCAGACCUUCGCCCUCUCCGCAGCCCUGGCGGUGCUCUUCGCCUUCCUGCUCCAGACGUCGCUGUUCGUGGCGCUGCUGUCCCUGGACGUCCGCAGGCAGAAGGCUUCCCGCGCGGAUCUCUGCUGCUGCCUCCGCUUGGCCGAACGCGGCCCGGUGAAGCCGCGUGAAGGGCUCCUGCGCACAUUCAUGCGCCAGUUCUACGCGCCGGCGUUGCUCGGCAGCAGCGUCGUCCGGGCGCUGGUGGUGCUGCUCUUCGCCGCCCUCUUCUGCGCCGGGAUCUUCCUGACAUUCCACGUCGAGGUGGGGCUGGAGCAGGAAUUGGCGGUGCCCCAGGACUCCUACCUGCUGCGGUACUUCCAGUACCUCGGCCAGUAUUUCAUGGUGGGUGCCCCAACCUACUUCGUCACCACUGCUGGCUACAACUUCUCCACGGUGCCUGGAAUGAACAGCAUCUGUUCCAGCUCAGGCUGUAAUAAUGACUCGAUGAUGCAGAAGAUCCAGUCUGCCACACGGUUCCCUGAGAGGUCCUUCCUGGCCAUUCCUGCUUCUUCCUGGGUGGACGACUUCAUCGACUGGUUGAACCCCUUAUCCAGGUGUUGCCGCAUUCACCGUAAUGGCCCCGAGGAGGGCAAGUUCUGCCCCUCAACUAACCCUUCCCUUUCCUGCCUGUGGAACAAAUGCAUGGGCAACUCCAGUGGCCCCAUCCGGCCAAAUCCAGAAGAGUUCAACAGAUUUCUGCCCUGGUUCCUCCAUGACAUCCCCAACCUGAAAUGUCCCAAGGGGGGCCUUGGUGCUUAUGACUCAUCUGUGCGGCUGGGGUCUGAUGGGCAGAUCUUGGCGUCCCGGUUCAUGGCCUACCACACCCCGCUGAAGACCUCUCAGCAGCACACGGCAGCGCUGAAGGCAAUGCGGGAGCUGGCAGCUGACAUUACGACUACUCUGAGGAAAGUCCCUGGCACCGACCCAAACUUCCAGGUCUUCCCCUACACAAUCACCUAUGUGUUUUAUGAGCAGUACCUGACUAUCACUGCUGUGGGCAUCAUCAACCUGGCCCUUUGCCUGGUGCCCACCUUUGCCGUGUGUUACAUCCUCCUGGGCAUGGACCUGCGCUCGGCCUUCAUUAAUCUGCUUACCAUUGUCAUGAUCAUAGUGGACACUGUGGGUAUCAUGGCUCUUUGGGGAAUCUCCUACAACGCUGUCUCACUCAUCAACUUGGUCACGGCGGUGGGCAUCUCUGUGGAGUUUGUCUCCCACGUCACCCACUCAUUCGCUGUCAGCACAAGACCCACCAAACUGGAACGCUCCAGAGAAGCCACAAUCAACAUGGGAAGUGCGGUGUUUGCUGGCGUGGCAAUGACUAACUUGCCAGGCAUCGUGGUCCUGGCAUUUGCCAAGGCCCAACUGAUCCAGCUCUUCUUCUUCCGCCUGAACCUCGUCAUCACACUCUUAGGAACGCUGCAUGGUCUGGUUUUCCUGCCUGUCAUCCUCAGCUACUUUGGGCCUGCUGUCCGUCAAGCAACGGCGCAGCUGCAGCCAAGAACAGAAAACUCAUCCAUCCCUUUGGAAGGCAAAGAGGUUCAUAGCAUGGACCAGACCUCUCUGAAUCACAGCCAGUUUCCAGUCCCAAGUUGUGACCCAGGCAGAGCUGGCAUCUAGAGGUCUCCAUGUCUGUCUACAGGAGAGGAACUUUGGCCAGAAGCUGGCCCAGUCAGCCAGCCACCCCGAGUAGAACGAGGCAGCUGAAGUAAGGAGAGACACAGGUCCUGCUGCCUUUCAUUGCAGCAUGUGGGGAGCUGGUUUCACAUAUCCUGCUCAGCCAUUAGGUGACUUGCUUAUUUGUGGUUUAGAGUGCUGUGCUAUCCCAGCCAAUUGUGUGACUUCAUCAACAAUUCCUGGUUAAAGCAAAACAAGACUUAGUGAGAUGCAAUACAGUCAGCAGUGAGUUCACACAUUGUGCUAAGCCAUGGUUUAACAGUGGGUUACUUAAUAAACUACAAUUCAUUGGGUUCACAACAUGCUAAGCCA
Molecule: messenger RNA, 4400 nt
Organism: Candoia aspera
Lineage: Eukaryota; Metazoa; Chordata; Lepidosauria; Squamata; Candoiidae
Gene: NPC1L1
Product: NPC1 like intracellular cholesterol transporter 1
Exons: 19
Coding region: 51-4031 (1326 amino acids)
Biological process (GO): cholesterol homeostasis; intestinal cholesterol absorption
Cellular component (GO): plasma membrane
Molecular function (GO): lipid carrier activity; cholesterol binding
Source: RefSeq, a predicted model, not a curated record